Messenger RNA from Meloidogyne enterolobii, 985 nucleotides. The record is from the annotation of a GenBank genome assembly. NCBI's taxonomy places the organism in Eukaryota, Metazoa, Nematoda, Chromadorea, Rhabditida, Meloidogynidae.
AAUGCCAACAAAAACAACAACAACUAACAGAAAACGGAGUGCAGAGAUUUGUCCUCAUCCUCCUCAUUUAUUAAAUAAAAGGUACUGGGAGGAAGCUAAAGCAGGAAAAGCACGUAUACCAAACAAAUCUGGUCCUCAAAACGUCUGUACAAAAAAGGAAAUUCCUUCUAAUUCUCGAAAUGAGGUAAAAAAGCGUUUUGAACUCCCAGUCUCUACUCCAAAAAUUGCUACAAAUCCUUUGGAUAUUAAUUUUUUAACAACUUCGUCUACUCUGUCAGACAACAUUGCAUUAAAUACAACUCCAAAAAAUAUAUUAAAAUCAGCAAAUUACAAUAAUAAUCAAAGUAAUAUUUCUCCCCCAACAAAUAUUCCGCCUCAAUUUGUUUCUCUUCCUUCAUCUCUCCCCCCAUUUCCCUUUCGACUUCCAAUAAAUUCUAAAGAGUUAACUUCUCUAAAUUUUGAAGAAUUAAUGAGGACAGCACCCCCACCACAAUUUAAUUUUCAAAUGUUUCCACCCCCACCACUACUUCCACCUUCCUUUCAUUUCCCUCCAUUUCCACCUCCAGGAUUUUUUCCUGAAAAUUCAUUUUUUCAACAAGGAAAUUCUACAGGACUUUUAAAUUCAUCUCCUCCAAUAUUUCCUCAAUUUUUAAAUGAAAAACAAAAUUUUAAUAAAAAAGAAUCUACAGCAUUAACACAAUUAAUGGAAAUAUUUAAUCAAAAAGAAAUAGCUAAAGAAUCAACUAGUCAACAACAACAAAGCUUAAAUGAUUAUAAACAAAACUUUAGUGGGAAAGAACAAAAAUUACUAAAAUAUUGCGAUUCUGACGAACAAAUUGACCAAAUGUUGGAUGAAAUGGUUAAAAAUAAAGAAAAAAUAUCAAAUAAGAGAGCGAAAAAUCUUUGUAUUUUACCAUUACCUGUACCUAUUCCUAUAAUUGUUCCAGUAACUAAUGAUUUUUUACUUAAAUAUUUUUCUAAAUAA